Molecule: messenger RNA, 3578 nt
Organism: Rattus rattus (black rat)
Lineage: Eukaryota; Metazoa; Chordata; Mammalia; Rodentia; Muridae
Gene: Npy1r
Product: neuropeptide Y receptor Y1
Exons: 2
Coding region: 1845-2993 (382 amino acids)
Biological process (GO): G protein-coupled receptor signaling pathway
Cellular component (GO): plasma membrane; neuron projection
Molecular function (GO): neuropeptide Y receptor activity; neuropeptide binding
Source: RefSeq, a predicted model, not a curated record
UUGCCCACAGCCCAAUCCUAUGGAGACAUUUUUUUCAAUUGAAGUUCCGUCUGUUCAGGUGACUCUAUCAUGACAGGUUGACGUAAAACUAGACAAUGCAAAGUCAUUGCACCACUAUGCUUUAAUUACGUAUUCUGAUUAUAUGAUGGCAGCAUAAUAGAAAAGACCUCACAGUCUAGAAAGCAAAAUUGCCAAAUAAAAGGUUUAUUAGAGGUGUCACUUAAACAGCUAGUACAUUUCUGCACAGUAAGUUUCUCCUUCUCUUUUCAAUAGAAGUGAAUCCACACAAUUUUCUUCAUUGUUCUAAGAAAGACAGACAGAGAAUGCAGCCUAUUAACUCGGGCACAAUAGCUAAUUAGCAUGAGAUAUCCUGUCCUGGCAACUUCUUUAGCAAGGAGGAGGUGAAGAUCAGAGGUUUCUCUUCUUUCUUUCUCUAAAGGAGCUUCUGAUCUCAGCGAGAUGGAUCCCUGUACUUUAUAUAUAUUUUUGGUAAGAGAAGUAAGUUUACUGUACACAAUGGGGUGAACAUUUAAGGUUACAACUGAAAUCACACCCUUGCACUGGACAUUCACAUAGCUGAGUGAGAAAAGAAAAUAUUUCCAUAGAUAAAACAUUAGAAAUUCUUUGAAGUCUUCUAACCAAGUCAAAAUCAUAGUGUCUUAAAGUUAGAAUCUCCCACACAAUGUAAAACCUUCAUGUGGCCCCCUGUAUAUGAAGCACUUGCUUCUUUGACAAGUAGUUUCUUCCAUUUGAUUCAGAUUUCAUUCCUCAUGGUGACAUCAUUUUUCUAAAAUUAUAUACAGCCUUUGGUCCCACUUCUAAUUUCAUCAGAUAGGCCAUGAAAUUUUUCCACAUACUCUAUAGACUGCCUAUUAAAAUAUAAGGAGUCAGCCCUACAGUCCAAAACAUGGUCUGCAUUACACAUCACAUGGUUCUUCAGAAGACUUAUUACAGAAGGCCAAGUUUCCUGAUGCUCCAUUGCGUAUAGGUCACCUCCUUGUGAAGGUUUUUGUCAAAUGGCAUCUGUCUUUCAAAGCAGCCCAGUGUAUGGUGAGCUGUUAGCACAGUGUGGUAUCUGCACUAACACUUCCAUUACACUGUCUUCGAUGUUGAUUCGCUUUGUUACAUGUUUCUGUCUGUACAUUAUGCUGUUCUCUGUACACGGGCAUCCCUGCCAUGUCUGAGAGUCUGCUGUUGGCACCAUUUGUCUAGCACUUGGGAGGCAUGAGAUUUACAAACACUUUACCGAUGUGUAAACCACUGAAAGUCAACAUGUGAGCAAGUCCAGCUAAAAACACUUCUGGGGAGCUGGGGGAUGCAGCUUAGUUGGUAGCCGAGCGUGCCUGAAACCCUGCGUAUAGUCCUCAGCACUGCCAUAAAAUCAGAUGUGCCUGUAAUCCCAUCACUCAUGAGGUGGAGACGCUGAGAGAAAAUGUCUAAGAUCAUCUUGAGCUAAAAAGUGAGUUGAAGGCCAGCCACAUGAAAAAGACCAUGUCUCUAAAACACUGUAGCUGGACUUUAAAUGUUUGAAAUGGUUGGUACUGACUGUGGGAAUCUUUUUAAAGGUUAUAAUUUUAUAAAAGAUUAAAAUCUGUUUAUUUUCUUCUGUGCCUUAAUUUUAGAAAUCCGUAAGACAGAAUUUCUUACGGAAGGCCUUCAAUAAACUUAAUAACGUAACUGGCCUCUUUUGUUGACAGAGUAUUCAGUUCAAGGGAAUGAAGAACUGAGAAUUAUUUUUGGUGAAUGGAUUCAAAUAAAUGGAAUAAGAGACAGCUGAAGAUCUGAUCCAUUUCGAAGAACCCUAACAGUCCAUUUGUCUAAUCCAUAACAACAAAACGUAAAAAAUGAAUUCAACUCUGUUCUCCAGGGUUGAAAAUUACUCAGUUCACUAUAAUGCCUCAGAGAAUUCUCCAUUUCUGGCCUUUGAGAAUGAUGACUGCCACCUGCCCUUGGCUGUGAUAUUCACCUUGGCUCUUGCUUACGGGGCUGUGAUUAUACUUGGGGUCUCUGGAAACCUGGCAUUGAUCAUAAUCAUCCUAAAACAGAAAGAGAUGAGGAAUGUCACCAACAUUCUGAUCGUGAACCUCUCCUUCUCAGACUUGCUGGUCGCAGUCAUGUGUCUCCCGUUCACCUUUGUGUACACACUGAUGGACCACUGGGUCUUCGGGGAGACCAUGUGCAAACUGAAUCCUUUUGUGCAAUGCGUCUCCAUUACAGUAUCCAUUUUCUCUCUGGUUCUCAUCGCUGUGGAACGUCAUCAGCUAAUCAUCAACCCAAGAGGGUGGAGACCAAACAAUAGACAUGCUUACAUAGGCAUUACUGUCAUUUGGGUCCUGGCGGUGGCUUCUUCUCUGCCCUUCGUGAUCUAUCAAAUUCUGACUGAUGAGCCCUUCCAAAAUGUAUCACUUGCGGCGUUCAAGGACAAGUAUGUAUGUUUUGACAAAUUCCCGUCAGACUCUCACAGGCUGUCUUACACGACUCUCCUUCUGGUGCUGCAGUAUUUUGGCCCACUCUGCUUCAUAUUCAUAUGCUACUUCAAGAUUUACAUUCGCUUGAAAAGGAGAAACAACAUGAUGGACAAGAUCAGGGACAGUAAGUACAGGUCCAGUGAGACCAAGCGAAUCAACGUCAUGCUGCUCUCCAUCGUGGUCGCCUUCGCGGUCUGCUGGCUGCCCCUUACCAUCUUCAACACUGUGUUCGACUGGAAUCACCAGAUCAUUGCCACCUGCAACCACAAUCUGCUGUUCCUGCUCUGCCACCUCACGGCCAUGAUCUCCACCUGCGUCAACCCCAUCUUUUAUGGAUUCCUGAACAAAAAUUUCCAGAGAGACUUGCAGUUCUUCUUCAACUUUUGUGACUUCCGGUCUCGAGACGACGACUACGAGACUAUAGCCAUGUCUACCAUGCAUACGGACGUGUCCAAGACUUCUUUGAAGCAGGCAAGCCCGGUUGCAUUUAAAAAAAUCAGUAUGAAUGACAAUGAAAAAAUCUGAAGCUGCUCAGAACAUACGGUCCCAGGCUACAUCUGUGGAAAAACAAGCACAGCCUGUCACAUGCUUUCGUUACCUGUGCUCCCAGGGAAUGGAUUGAGGCAGGUUUGGAAAGUCCAGUGUUGGGUUUUACUGCUUUUGUAAUGGUUGCCAUGAUGACUUGGCAAUCUAGAUUACUUUGUAAUCUAUCCGGCAACAGUUUUGACCAGACUUUGUGUGUGUGUGUGUGUGUGUGUGUGUGUGUGUGUGUGUGUGUGUGUGUGUGUGUGUCUGUCUGUCUGUCUGUCUGUCUGUCUGUGGGUAUGUGUGUGAAAUUAUCCAUGACAAGGAGUUUUCUAUUGUAUUUAUUGGAGUGAAUUUGUCUGAAGUAAUGUCAUGAGCUCACUUCAAAAGCAGUACCUACCUGACAUUCUCAAGAUAAUUAGAUUUUCAAGAUCAGAUGAGAUUUCCAAGACCCUGGACUACCUUCAUUCCAUGCUAGGCAUUGUGUUAGUCUGUUACAAGGGUGACAGUAUACAAAAGUCACCUUUUAGGAUGUGCCGGAGCCAAAAGAGAGUCUGAAGUCAUUUGGCAGUAUCUUCUCUCUCU